AUGGUUGCUGGCAAUGUGGAUAUUGAGGGAUGUAUCAAGAGAAGUUGUGAUCUAGAAGGCCAGCCCCUUUCUGGCCGAUCUCUCGGUGCCAUCGUCGAGUCUUACCAGGAUGGAUCUUAUCUGGCAGAGAGUAUCAAAGGAUCUCAGGCAGAUCAGGACUUCAAGACCAAGUUCAUCGACGAGAAUGAAGCAUAUGUGCAGUUCGGUGGCACAGAUCGAUACUUUUUGAGAGUCUGCCACAAUAUCAGAAGUUCAGGUCGCUGUGAUGAGCUGUUCCUGUUCAUACAUGGCUUGGGUGGCAACUUGGAGCAGUUUGAGCCAUUGUUAAGAAUGUUGGAUGAGACUGGCAGGCAGUUUUUGGCGUUAGACCUACCGGGCUUUGGCAAGAGUGACGAGUGGGACAGAUACUGUAUGUAUGACGUUGUGGAAGCAAUACAUCAGGCCGUGGACAAGAUAGCCAAGUCUGGUGGUUAUGGGAAACUGACGAUUGUUGGACACUCAAUGGGAUGUUACCUUUCGGUGCAUUACUAUUUAAAAUACCAUGAAGAAGUCAACAGGCUUGUGCUUCUGGCUCCGCCAAAGCCCAACGUCGACUAUCUGGCUAAAAACAGAUACUGGAUUCAGAUUGGGCUGCAUACAGGACACAAGUUUCCCUGGUUGUUUGACAUCUAUAGAGAGAGGUUUGAUCAGUGUAAAGGGUUGAAGAGUUCAGGCAUUAGGCAGUUCUUUCAUCGUGAAGGAGGCGUAACGAGCUCAUAUAGAAAGCUGUGGCAGUUCCACAAUAAUGUUCAAAUCAAGAGUCGAAGCAUAUUCGGUUACUUUCUAGGUUGGAGAGAAAUAGAUUGGAGCGAGCUGAACGAUGUGCUGAUUAAGGCAGGCGCACAGACCUCGCUUGUCAUAAUGUGUGGUGAUCGAGAUGAGAUCACGCCGGUUCAGUACUCAUCAGACAUUUCUGAUCUGCUACCUGGUGCCAACGCAAAGAAGUUAAUUGCUAUUAGGGACUGCGGCCACAAUUUGUGCUUUGAUUAUCCUGAGGUGGUCCUGAAGGAAUUCCAUGAGAAUGUGUUAAGCGAGCUCAGUUAA
Torulaspora globosa is the source of this 1083-nucleotide messenger RNA. RefSeq names its product triacylglycerol lipase (gene LDH1). The transcript has a single exon. Lineage: Eukaryota; Fungi; Ascomycota; Saccharomycetes; Saccharomycetales; Saccharomycetaceae. The record is from RefSeq and is a predicted model, not a curated record. The coding region runs from base 1 to 1083 and encodes 360 amino acids.